UUGUUAUUGGGAUGAUACACAUAAAAUAUCAGGAAAUGACAUUUACUUACCCACGCAUCGGUAGCAGCAUCUAAGCAGGUGUCGCUAACUUGGGUUGGAAGAGCAUUCUGUGUUAUAAAAACUAUAACCCAAGUAAGGGUUGUCCUUCAUUGUUGUAAAACUUGCUAGUUCUAGUUCCAGUAAGGGACAUCAUAGUGAGUAUCAGCAAUGAAAGAUAUACACUAUCCUUCAUCCGAAGGACGAGAAUAUGAGCAGGUCAAUUAUCUAUCAUUUAUAAAGUGAUUCACAGUGGUAUUUGAUAUAUUAAGCUAGGACUUAGCGUACACUUGUACAAUGUCUGCUGGGACAAAGGGAAGCACUGGGAUGUAAGCUGCGUCUAAAAAAACUUUUUUUUCCAGGCAUGUCACACACAAAAAAAGAAUUGCAAAUCGCGAAUUAACUCUUUUUUUUUCUUCUUUUUAACAACGAAAACUUUAUAUGGAACCUCAAACCCAACCUCACCCAUGCUUGUUAAAAGUCCCUGAUUUUGCUGAUUGGGCCACCAACACAACCGAAUGCACCCACAUUAGCCUAGUCGAGGAACAAAAGGGAGACAGUGAUUCAACUGAUCAAGCCAAGUACAUAACUUUUCAACCUGAAUUCACCUAUCCUAUUUUUGGAGAUCAUGAAACUGCUUUUGGCUACAAGGAUCUGUCCAUCAAGCUUGAUUAUACAAGUGGUGGAUUAACCACUUUACUCAGAGUUGACUAUUCCCAAAAAUACAUACCCGAAAAAGACGUGGACAAUGUAUUUGACACAUUAUCCGAGUAUUUACACCGAGGAUAUCUUACAGAUCACGACCGAUUUAUGGAUGCAGUGAAGACUGACGCAGAGUCCUUUAAACCUCUAGGCGAGAAAAUCAGUGAAUAUACACGAGAGAUUGAUGGUAUUACACAGCAUUUCGAAAUAUACAAGUCCUCCUUUUCAAGUGCCAAGUUUAGAGAAUAUCAUAGCCGUAUGCAGUUAUUUGUCUUGUUAUUUAUUGAAGGAUCUAGUUUCAUUGAAGAUGAUGAUGACAAGUGGGAGAUUUACACCUCUUUUAGACGCGAUGAAAACGUAUAUCAUUUUAUGGGAUACUGCACAACCUAUCCUUUUUACUGCUGGCCUGAAAACACGAGAAUGAGAAUUAGUCAAUUUUUAAUGCUCCCACCUUAUAAGAAGCGAGGUCACGGUAGUAAAUUAUACCAGACAAUCUACGAUAUUUUCAAAGCAAGGCCCGAGAUUUGUGAAAUCACGGUGGAGGAUCCCAAUGAAGAAUUUUCAGAUAUGAGAGACAAAAAUGAUAUUCGAUACCUCUUAAAUCAUGGUGCUUUUGAAGGCGGCUUAAAAGCACCCGUGUCUGCGGAUCGUAUUUCUCAAUUAUGCACCCAGUACAAAUUAACCAAUCGACAGACACAACGAUGCAUUGAAAUGUACUUGCUGUCCAAUAUCAAUAAGAUGAAUCCAGUAGAAUACAAGGACUAUCGAUUGCAAGUGAAACAAAGACUUUAUUCUUUUAAUUUUGAUGUGCUUCGAGAAAUGGACCCUAAAGAAAGAAAAGAAAAGCUCCAAGAAACGUAUUUGGGCGUAGAAGAAGAUUAUCACAGACUUUUAGAAAUUAUUUAAUAUCAAUAAAAGAGAAUAAUAAGGGUAAAAGGGGGAUAUAAUAAUACAGUUUAUAAGAGGUUGUUGAAUAUGUGUGUAUAUAUAUAUAUAUAUAUAUUUUUUUUUUGUUUUUUUUUGUUUUUUAAAAAAAAAAGAAAAUGUCGUGUUUUUUUGUUUGUUUUGUUUCAAAAGGUAUAUAAA
Molecule: messenger RNA, 1824 nt
Organism: Mucor mucedo
Lineage: Eukaryota; Fungi; Mucoromycota; Mucoromycetes; Mucorales; Mucoraceae
Product: acyl-CoA N-acyltransferase
Exons: 5
Coding region: 478-1644 (388 amino acids)
Biological process (GO): subtelomeric heterochromatin formation
Cellular component (GO): nucleus
Molecular function (GO): histone H4 acetyltransferase activity; histone binding
Source: RefSeq, a predicted model, not a curated record